CGCCCGCCCGCUAUGUACGACUACGACCAGGGCACCGCCUUCCUGGGCGAGUGGGGCCCCUUCCAGCGCCUCGUCUUCUUCCUGCUCAGCGCCAGCAUCAUCCCCAACGGCUUCAACGGGCUCUCGGCCGUCUUCCUCAUCGACACCCCCGAGCACCGGUGCCGGGUGCCGGCCAGCGCCAACCUGAGCCGCGAGUGGCUCAACGCCAGCAUCCCGCUGGAGGAGCGCGGCAGGCGGCAGGUCCCGUCGCGCUGCCGCCGCUACAGCCUGGAGGCCCUGGCCAACUUCUCCGCCCGCAACCUGGUGCCCGGGCGGGACGUCAACCUCAGCCAGGUGGAGCAGGAGAAGUGCCUGGACGGCUGGGAGUACAGCCGAGAGCCCUACCUCUCCACCAUCGUCAGCGAGUGGGAUCUUGUGUGUGAAAACGACUGGAAAGCACCUCUAACUACCUCUUUGUUCUUUGUGGGCGUACUGAUUGGCUCCUUCGUAUCUGGACAACUCUCAGACAGGUUUGGAAGGAAAAAUGUGCUGUUUGUCACAAUGGGAGUCCAGACUGGCUUUAGCUUCCUCCAGAUCUUCUCAACAACCUGGGAGAUGUUUUCCAUCCUGUUUCUCAUAGUUGGAAUAGGGCAGAUCUCUAAUUAUGUGGCAGCGUUUGUACUUGGCACAGAAAUACUUGGCAAAUCAGUCCGUAUUAUCUACUGCACAUUAGGCGUUUGUAUAUUUUAUGCGUUUGGCUACAUGCUGCUGCCACUGUGCGCUUACUUCAUCAGAGACUGGCGGAUGCUGCUAGUGGCUCUCACUAUACCUGGCCUGCUCUACGUUCCACUGUGGUGGCUUAACAACCCUGGCUGUUCUGUUGAAGUUACGUUGAAACAUCACAGGUUCAUUCCAGAAUCGCCUCGAUGGCUGCUGUCCCAAGGCAAGAUUAAAGAAGCAGAAGACAUCAUUCGGAAAGCUGCAGAAAUGAACCAUGUUGCUGCUCCAGAUGUAAUAUUUGACCUCAUUGAGCUACAAGAUGUUAAUUCCCAGGACCAGCGGUCAUACAGCAUUCUGGACCUAGUGAGGACCCAGAAUAUCCGAUCGAUCACUAUCAUGUGUGUGAUUUUAUGGAUGGUCAUUUCCAUUGGCUACUUUGGCCUCUCUCUGGACACCCCUAACCUGCACGGAGACAUCUAUCUCAAUUGCUUCCUUUCGGCAAUCAUCGAAGUCCCAGCUUACACCAUCUCUUGGCUGCUCCUCCAUUAUCUUCCCCGGCGGUAUUCAAUGGCAGGAGUCUUGUUCUUAGGAGGAUGUGUCCUUCUCUUCAUUCAGUUGGUACCUGCAUACCUCACUGUGUUCUCCAUUACGCUGGUGAUGAUUGGAAAGUUUGGGAUCACAGCCUCGUUCUCAAUGGUUUAUGUCUACACUGCUGAGCUCUACCCAACGGUUGUGAGGAACAUGGGAGUUGGUGCCAGUUCAAUGGCCUCCAGAUUUGGCAGCAUCCUCUCGCCUUACUUUGUAUAUCUUGGUGCUUAUGAUAGAUUUCUUCCCUACAUUCUAAUGGGAAGCUUGACAGUGCUAGCAGGAAUUGUCACCCUGUUUCUUCCGGAAAGUUACGGCAUGCCUCUCCCAGAUACCAUUGAACAGAUGCUAAGAGUUAAAGGAAUUAAUUACAGAAACACAUCUAAAAGCAAAAAGACAUUAAAGGAUGAUGAAGAAAAUUCAGUGAUUAUAAAAGGCACGACUUUCUGAUCAAUCUGCAUACCCUGUUAUGAACUAAAUAGUACCUAGACAUAUCCUUCAAUUUACUUCCAGAAAGGACUAAUGGAAACACUUUUUCUAUAAUCAACUUAUUUAUUAAACGCACAUUCAUUUUUGUGAAUGUAGAUACUGUAUAUCCCACUGUGGGAUCUCUGCCAGUAAUUGUACGGGUUACAAGGAACAAUAUCCGAAAAGGUAGGGGCAGGGAAAGCCUGUUUCCCAUUAGGACUGUUGGCAAAUGUCCUUUUUGUAAGAUUAAAACAUGCUUGAAGUUCUAGAUAGAUGGACUGACUUUACUAUUCGGUUCAUUCAGUGCACAAUGGCAAAAGGUGAAACAUGUUACUGAAUUUAAAUAUUGUUAAGUGUCGUCACCCAGCUUGGGAUGCUGCUUCUGUUCAGAAAACCUGAAGCUUGAAAUUAUGUGGAUGCUAAAUACUAGACAGAUGAUUUUAUGCACUGCUUAUGCUGGUUUUUAAAAAUCAACAUCUGUUUUAUAAAUGGAGAGGUGGUUUUCAUGUGCAAAACAUUGGCAGUCUAGUUUUGCUUGCAAGCCUACUUAUUUCAGAUGUAGUUUUAAAUAUUAACCACUAGAUGCAGUUGUUUACAUCUGAGAGUGAUGCCUUAUUUAGGCUUAUAAUUAUUUUUUAAGGAUUACAUUGCAUUUGUAAUGCAUCUCUUUCAAUGUUCCAUUAGUCAUUUUUUCUAUAAUUUGCCUCUAAUUCUGAAAGGCACUGGAAACUAAUACAUAUCUGUAUUUCCAAAUAAUUUGGUCUUUUCCUAUCUCUGCCUGAAAUGUCUUCAGUUACAUACUAGGUAUGUAAUAAAGUUACUUUAUAAUACAGAGCUUGCUCUAAAUGUACCAGUCAGGUGCCUUCAGCUUGCUUAAAGACAUAACUGUUGCCUUUUGGGAACAAAGUGCAUUAUUUUAAAUGAGUAUCAUGAACGAUAAAAACAAGUCUCAUGUGUGAGCAAUUGUGUCAAGUCUACCAAGAAACACUACCCAUUACUGGGGAAGGAGUUACCUUGAUUAGGUUUGUUACUUUACAUUAUGACACAAUUUAAAAAGUAUGAUACAAAUAUGGUGCAUUUUAAAUAGUUUGAUAUAAAGUCACAUGAUAUUGUAUUAUUGUUUUAAUAAUUUGUUAGCUGCCUCGGAGGUUUUUAAUGACAGAAAGGUGAUACAUAUAUAUCUUAAUAUAAAUAAAAUGUGAUUUUUAUAACCAGA
This is a messenger RNA of Podarcis muralis (Common wall lizard), 2968 nucleotides long. Its product is annotated as organic cation/carnitine transporter 2. The record is from RefSeq and is a predicted model, not a curated record. Gene Ontology annotation, molecular function: transmembrane transporter activity; ATP binding. NCBI's taxonomy places the organism in Eukaryota, Metazoa, Chordata, Lepidosauria, Squamata, Lacertidae. Gene Ontology annotation, biological process: carnitine transport; transmembrane transport. Gene Ontology annotation, cellular component: membrane.